GAAACCACGUAAACACCAGACAGCACAGCUUGCUGUUGGUUGCACGUUUGCAGUAGGGGGUUGUGCCGCCCCCCGCCCCACGCUCGCACCCCAUCUCGAAGCUACAGACGGGGAUUUUCGUCCACCAAUAUGGAUUCCAAAAGAAGAAUGAGCUUCAGUGAAAGGCACCAGAAUUUAGUAGAUAAAAACCUCAGCAAACAAUUCCGUGUUGAGUCACUAAAAAAGAUAGGUAAUCAAGUCAGGAGUCAAAUGGUGCAGAAUGAAAAUGAAGCCCGUGCUGAGCAAAAGAGAUUCCUCAGAUUAUUACAAAAUGAACAACGUGAGUUAGAUAUGGAAGAGGCCAUUCAAAAGGCAGAAGAAAACAAAAGAUUGAAGGAACUCCAGCGUGAACAAGAAGAAAAACUGGCUGUGGAACUGGCAAAGCUAAAACACGCCAGUCUGAAGGACGAAAAGAUGAGGCAGCAAGUGAGAGAAAACAGUAUCGAGCUCAGAGAACUGGAGAAGAAAUUAAAAGCAGCCUACAUGAAUAAAGAAAGGGCAGCUCAGAUUGCUGAAAAGGAUGCCAUUAAAUAUGAACAAAUGAAACGUGAUGCUGAAAUAGCCCAGACCAUGAUGGCAGAACACGAGAGAAUAGUGAAGGAAGAAAGUGCCGCAGAAAACAGACGGAAUAAAGUGAAAACACAGUACAGUCUUGACCUAGAGAAACAACUUGAGGAACAAGAGAAAAAAAAGCAGGAAGCUUAUGAACAGUUAUUGAAAGAGAAACUCAUGAUUGAUGAAAUUGUUAGGAAAAUCUAUGAAGAAGAUCAAUUAGAAAGACAACAAGAGUUAGAAAAAAAGAAUGCAACUCGAAGGUAUAUAGAAGAGUUUCAGAAAGAGCAGGCUCUCUGGAGAAAAAAGAAACGUGAGGAAAUGGAAGAAGAAAACAGAAAAAUCAUAGAGUUUGCCAACUUGCAUCAACAAAGAGAAGAAGAUUGGAUGGCGAAAGUUCAAGAAAAUGAAGAAAAAAGGCUACAGCUUCAGAAUAUGUUGACACAGAGAUUGGAAAAAAUGCUGCAGCAACGUGAAGAUUUGGAGCAAGUGCGACGAGAAUUAUAUGAGGAAGAACAAGCUGAAAUACAUAUGAGGAAACUGAAAGAAGAAGCAGAGGAGAAAUUGAGAAAGCAAAAAGAGUUGAAGCAAAAUUUUAUAGAACAAAUGGCCUUGAAGGAACUGGUACAACAGGCUGCAAAGGAGGAAGAGGAGAUCUUUAGAAAGGCUAUGUUAGCUAAACUCGCCGAGGAUGAUCGCAUAGAGUUAAUGAAUGCUCAGAAGCAAAGAAUGAAGCAACUGGAACACAAGAGGGCUGUGGAAAAACUUAUUGAAGAGCGCCGCAAACAGUUCCUUGCAGACAAACAACAUGAACUGGAAGAAUGGCAGCUGCAGCAAAGAAGACAGGGAUGUAUUAAUGCAAUUAUUGAAGAAGAAAGACUAAAACUGCUCAAAGAACAUGCUGCGAACUUACUAGGAUAUCUCCCUAAAGGUGUAUUCAAAAAAGAAGAUGAUAUUGAAAUGCUUGGUGAAGAGUUUAGGAAAGCAUAUCAGAAAAGGAGUGAAGAAAAGUGAUAUCAAGAUUUGGUAAAACCUGGAUUCUUUUGUAUGUUACCACUAGAUGUCAGUGUGAUUUUUGUUUUAGUGAUAGUAAGAAUCUAUUGUCUACUUGAAUUUUCUAAAACAUCUGUUAUCAUUUGUAAAUGGUACUCUAUAAGAAAACAUUUUUCUUUUCUUAUAAAAAUUAAAAUUACUGAAUAGUUUUAACUGCAAAAUUAUUUGGUCAAAUUGUUUUUAUACUAAAAUUCGAAGAUCUGAGUUCUAUACCACCAUAUUACAACUUUUUUUAUAUUUACAUAUAUAUAAUGUAAAUUACAUAUAUUACAACAUAUAUAUAUCAUAUAUAAAACCAAACCCAGGAGAUUAACAUUUCUAUACUACUGUUCAGAACUUUUUCUGCAUCCCUAUUCAGUCCAUGCUAUGUUUGUGUUUAAGUACUUAGAGUUAAUUUGGGUUUAAAGCAUCUUUUUCUGAGCAAGCUACGUCGUGGGGAGCAGACAGCCAUGCUCAAGCCAAAGGCACAGGACUCAGCAGAAGCCAACCCUGACAUCACACUUCUAGUCUCCAGAACUGUAAGACAGUGUCUGUUGAUUAACCCACCAAGGUCUGUGGUACUUAGGCAGCUAAGACAAUGUUAAGUCUAUAUUGUUUUAAAACAUUAAUUUUUAAUGUAAAUAUUUUUAGAUGUAUCUUUUUUUAAAAAAGCAUCUUUUCCUUUGUACUAUAAGGGAGGAGAAAAGUAAAGUGUGAGGGAUUUCAAAGUGCUUUAUUACCUAAUGUGCCUAAUUUGUCUAUCAGAGAAAUUGUUU
This is a messenger RNA of Phyllostomus hastatus (greater spear-nosed bat), 2399 nucleotides long. It is a transcript of the gene MNS1, whose product is annotated as meiosis specific nuclear structural 1. Bases 130 to 1605 code for a protein of 491 amino acids. The record is from RefSeq and is a predicted model, not a curated record. NCBI's taxonomy places the organism in Eukaryota, Metazoa, Chordata, Mammalia, Chiroptera, Phyllostomidae. The transcript has 10 exons. Gene Ontology annotation, cellular component: motile cilium. Gene Ontology annotation, biological process: cilium organization.